Dicentrarchus labrax (European seabass) is the source of this 2554-nucleotide messenger RNA. It is a transcript of the gene r3hcc1, whose product is annotated as R3H domain and coiled-coil containing 1. The transcript has 9 exons. The record is from RefSeq and is a predicted model, not a curated record. Bases 200 to 1435 code for a protein of 411 amino acids. Gene Ontology annotation, molecular function: nucleic acid binding. NCBI's taxonomy places the organism in Eukaryota, Metazoa, Chordata, Actinopteri, Moronidae.
AGGAACGACCAAAACAUCUGCUCCCGGAAGCUAACUGAUAGCUAGCUACUGAAGCAGUGCUGCCUGUGACUUCAUUUGUUGUCACCUGUGUCCCCUUACAGCACAGCUUCUCCCCUCAACACCUCCGAGUAAAAACAGUACAUUUCAGACCAUAAACGGACCCGUCCUUUUCUAUCCAACCUGGCGUUUCCCUGUUUCGAUGGCAUUUAGCGGUUAUCUCCCAAAGCAAGAAUGUCAAUUCAUGCAUCAGGUCAUGGAUGAGCUGGAAACAUACCAACAGAAGAGCCAUCGCAAGAGUGUGCUCCUGUUCCCCCCUCUACCCAGCAGACUGCGAUACCUGAUCCACAAUUACACGGAGGAUGUGCCAGAGCUCACCACCUUCUCAGUAGGGGACAGCUGGUGCCGUAGAGUGGUGGUCUGCCAUUCUGAGCUCAGGGGUGAGGUAGAGGAAGAUGUUGACUUGGAGGGCAACAACAGCUUGUGUGAAGAGCCCCUAGCAAGAAGCAAAAGAAGGGAAGGGAUUGAGGGCGAUGCCAAGCCUAAAUCUUCAAACGUAUCGCGAAGCCGAGGACCGAAGAGGCCAGACAAACCCCUUUACAUGCCGCGAGCUGCUCGGGAGAGACUGUCCUUACAGAACUCACAAGGACCCUCAGGAGACCAAGAGUUGCCCAGUCCGGCCUCCAGUAGCUAUAGCUGCAUCAGCAGUUCAUCUGAGUCUUGUUCCUAUCCUGAAACAACAGAGAACACAAAGUCCUCAUCCACAUCCGGGCAGGAAUCAGACCCCAGUGUAGUGGACGGUGUCCUCAACCAUGUUGCUGAAAGUCCAGCGCUUUGUCCGGAGGGGCUGAUGCUGCAUGAAGCUGAGAGCCUAGUCUGGGAUGAGACCGUGUCCUGCUUUGCUGAGAUGACUCUGGAGGAGGACGAGAAGGACAAGGAGGACCUUGCUAGUGUGGCAUGCAGUGAUGUAACUGAAGAGAUCAGGGCACACCUGAAAGACGCAGUGGCUGUUUCCAUUGAGCACGUUCACAAUGACUACUCCGUGUAUGUGAAUGUGUGUAUCAAUAUCAGUCCAGAUGAUUUUCGCCACGUGAUCGAGAUCUAUGACUUCCCAGCUUUAUUCAAAACAGAUGACCUCAUGGAUGCUUUCUCGGAGUACAGUGAUGGUGGAAUGAAGAUCAAGUGGAUAGACAACACACACGCACUGGGGGUUUUCUCCAGUGAGUCAGCAGCACUCCAUGCCCUCUCCAUCUGCCAUCCGCUGCUGAAGACAAGGGCACUGACCGAGGGGAGUAAAAAAGCCAAAUGCAAGGCCAUUAGAUUUGCAGAGUUUAUCCAGCCAGUGAAGAAACGUCCUAGGACAGACUGCGCUGUUGCCCAGCGGAUGGUGACCAGAGCCUUGGGGCUGCAGGGACGAGGCAGAGGGCAGCGAUAUUGAAGGAGAAUCGCUAACGCUUGGCUAAUGCAGGAAGGUCCAGCAGAGGUCUGCCUCCAUCCACUGGUCCUCUGUAGAGGCUCCACAGUGGCCACAAACAGCCAGCUGAACUUUAAGAGUCCCGUCCAGCACUGUUUGCCUGCUUCACUGAUCAGUACAGCAGGUUGAGAGGCAGGUUUGCAGGGUGAAGGAGUAGACUGGCACAAGUUGACUGCCACACAUCAGCAACGUUCACCCUGCUGAAGUGUCUUUGAGCAAGACACUGAACCCUUUGGACAUUAUUGGUUUAAGUACGAUUGAGUCCGAUGCAAACGCUGAUUUGAACGAGAAAAGGGAGAAAACUGGAGAAGUUCUUAGAUUGUUUUGAUUUGAUUGCAUGUUGCCUUGAAACUAAAGUGCAUUUCAAGGGUGGUUUGGUUAAAUAAAUCUUUUACAUUGUGCGUUGUAGUACAACUCCAACUGACAAACGUAAUGUAGGUCCAUUAACAGAAUCUUAUCUGUUAAAAAGAUAAUACUAAAUAUAGUUUUGUUUUCAAAAGCCAGCACUUCAGUUGAGUAAAGGAAAACAAAUGUAACAAUGUUAUACUGGACUCAAUAGAUAUUUUAUAAUGCAUUAGUUCAUUUAAAAUGUUUUAUGUUUUGUAAACAAGUUGCAAGAUGUUCAAUUGUUUUUAAUAUUUAUUUUUUUCCUCUAAAUAACACAAAAAUACUAUAGGAUUGUUGCCUCGGGAAAGUUCUUUCACAUUCCACAUUACACAAAGCUAAAAGAUUUUAGACAUUUGGGUGAGACAUUUAGUUUUUGCUUCGCAAACUUGGAUUGUUGGGUCCUCUGUACCGGUUACUGUACCGUUCGUCAUUGAUUUAACACCAGUCUUACCUCUAAGAGGGUGUCUAAAAUGCCAUUAAGAGAGAAUUGUAUAUGUUUGUAUUCAGUAAAAGGAGAUGAGUAUUUUAUUUUUUGUCAUACUUGAAAUGAUCUUUGUGCCUGAAGUGAAGGUGACAGGACUUGUUCUGUGGUUUGUCUUUAUGCAUUACUUUUUGAACUGUGUCCAUUGAGUAAUUUCAGGGAAAACAAGACUGGAUUAAAUUAAAUGCUCAUGUCUCAUGAAAAUAUGAAAAUUA